Molecule: messenger RNA, 4509 nt
Organism: Wyeomyia smithii (pitcher-plant mosquito)
Lineage: Eukaryota; Metazoa; Arthropoda; Insecta; Diptera; Culicidae
Product: zinc finger protein 62 homolog
Exons: 3
Coding region: 154-1806 (550 amino acids)
Biological process (GO): regulation of transcription by RNA polymerase II
Cellular component (GO): nucleus
Molecular function (GO): RNA polymerase II cis-regulatory region sequence-specific DNA binding; DNA-binding transcription factor activity, RNA polymerase II-specific
Source: RefSeq, a predicted model, not a curated record
AUGCUUUUGUUUACUAUAGUUUGAAUCGGAGGAAUAUUAUUGAAUUUUAUACCGUUUUUUACUGCUGCAUUGUGCAGCUGAAUCGAGUGAAGAAAUAAGCAUAAUUACAAUGAAGCGAUAGUUUGUUUCCAGCACGUAAGUUGUGUGUGCAAAAUGGAGGAAUUUAGCUUAAUAAAGGUGGAGAACUUCACUGCAACAGGGAGGGUAGAAGAGCUUAUGAUAUCUGACGUUCUGCCGGUGGAAGAAGCAACUACGUUCGCUAGCAGCACCGCACCGACUGCGGCGAACGCCCUGAGGGAAGAUUUAACUGAUCUGAAACAAGAACCUGUCAGGGACAACACCAAUGAAGUUGAGACUACAACAGCUUGUGCUAGAAUUACAGCUUCUAGCUCCAGCAACUCUGUUGAUUCGGAAAUACGCAACACCGAUGUUAAUGAUCGUUCGCACAAAAUGAACGCUUGUGAAUUCUGCAAUAAAACAUUUAGUGUAAACUACACCUUGCAGAAUCAUAGAAGAAUUCACACCGGGGAACGACCUUUUGCGUGUGGUAUCUGUAACAGAACAUUUCGCACAAGCGCACGUUUGAACUAUCAUAAGAAAGCUCAUACAGGCCAACACUUCGAGUGUGAUAUAUGCAGCCGACCUUUUUUAAAUAAAACAAACUUAGCAACCCACAUGAUUGUUCAUCGUACAGAUUGUCCCUAUAAGUGUCCGAUUUGCGAAAAAAACAACCCAAAUAGUUAUAAUCUCAAAAAACAUUUACUCACUCACAGCGAUGCGCGACCCUUCAAAUGCGACAUCUGUGACACAUCAUUCAAGGCAUAUGCACAACUAAAAGUUCAUAUGAAGACCCACAAGGUUGAGCCCUUCCCAGACAACACAGAAGGUUUGGAGUUAAAUCGAAUUGAUGAAUCAGUAAAAUACACCUGCGACAUAUGCGGCAAACACUACAAACAAUUGGGACGACUUCACUUACAUCGGAAGCUUCAUCAGAGCACCACUGUGAGAUCUAAACCCACUAAAACCCACGACGCAGAGAAGCACGAAUGUACGAUUUGUGGAAUAGGAAAUCGGAAUCGUACAGCACUCAUGAGGCACAUGGUUUCUCAUACUGAGGAACGGCCUUUUAGUUGCGACAUUUGCGGUUCAUUAUUUAAGACAGCUGAUACUGUGAGAGUGCACAAGAAGACGCACUCUUCCGAUAGGCCGCAUCAAUGCAAAAUUUGCGGAAAACGGUUUUUAGUUCGUAACAGACUUACGCGGCACUUGUUUUACCAUAUUGACGAACGACCUUUUCAAUGCAAUAUUUGCGGUCUAUCAGUGAGGUCAGCAGCUAAUCUAAAAAUUCACAAACAAACGCAUAACCGUGAAAGCUGCACAUCCGAUCCAAAUCUUAUGAAGCGUGUGGCUGGUGACCCGGAAAAACCACCUCUCUAUUGCGAUAUUUGCGGUUUAUCCUAUAAAACAGCUUAUUAUUUAAGAAAACAUAUGGAAAAGCACACCUCGGAGAGCCAGCCUGAAUGCGAAAUUUGCGGGAAGCGAUUUAAAAUGCCUUGUAUACUGAGGCGGCACAUGGUUAUCCACACUAACGAACGGCCUUAUAAAUGCAAUAUUUGCAGCUUAUUAUGCAAGUCAAACCCAAUUCUGCAAAAACAUAUAAAAACACACUCGAAAGAAGGACGUUACAAAUGCGAUAUUUGUGUUAUUACAUGCAGAACAAGUGCUUUGUUAGAGGCGCACGGUAAAACUCAAAUGCACCUUAGGAAGAUACAAAAUAAUCAUUUCACAGCUUCUAGCACCAGUUAAUUCUGCCCUUGUUUAAUAUUCGAAGGAUUAUUCAAAUCGUACACACAACUUUCAGUCAUAAUAUUCAGAUCAUUAUAGUUUGAAGCAUUCUCAGACUGGAGAGUUUGUGAUUUUAGGAGUUGCACUGAGUUAAACUGAAAAAAAGUUUCAGCAAUAGAGUAUAUUACAGUUUGUUUUUAUUUGUUCUUCAACAGAUGUCUCACGACAUGUCCAAUCAUCAACAGCGUUGCAAAGCACACUCGCUCCAGCUGCUUGGCGGGCCCUCCUGAGUGCGUAUUAUCAGCUAUACACACAGUGGAGUUUACUCCAAGCAACCCAUGCACACGCUGGAAUUCAUUUUCUUGUGCUCCGCGCACGCGUGGAGCAUCAUAGAAGCCACUCCGACUGCCUCCGCACUUCGACGUGAGCUGCAGGCAUAUGCAUCGCUCCGGAGCGCUCCGGUAGCGUCACACAGCUUGUGUUUGCUGUGAUCAAUUUUCUUUCUCGUGAAGGACAUUGCAAUCGAAUCUGGUGGGAUAGAACUUAACAGUAAUGUUCUUAAUCAUCGAAGGUAUUUAUGACAAUGAAGUCAAGGAUUAAAUAUUAUUCUAUUCACAGAACUAUAUAUGUAUCUUCGCGUUAUAAGAAGCAGUAGAGGCUGGGUUUUUGUUUCUACUCUCAAUAGUCUUUUAUGUAGUCUUAGCAUACUUCCCGCGGUAAAAAAUAGGUAUCUACUUCGAUAAACGACAUUCAAACUUUAACCAACUACAAACCUUAUUGGCACAAGCUGUAUAGCUUGUUUAACAGUUUUUAUUAACAAAUUUAAAGUACAAAUGGUAAACUCUGAUCAAAAUGUAAAUGUCAGGUGGGAAAUGAGUUGAUGCAAGUAUGUAAUAGCAGUUAAGGCACUAUUUUUUUCGAAAGGUGAGUCUCUUCACUUGUUAGGAAGGUUAAAGAAGCAAUUUGGGUUCAAUACUAUCUGUUUUCCCCUGCAAACUAAAAAUACAAAUACAUGUCUGUAAGUGGCAAGAUUCAGCCAAUUAAAAAAAAAAAACAAUUCAAAAAAAAAUAUUCAAAUUGAGUCAUCUUAAUGGAGUUUCUCAUAUACAUUCAAACUUCGUUUUCCAUUGACCAUCAAGCACAUUUGGUAUAAUCGGGGCCUCAAUGGUGCUUAUUACGGUGACACGGUGACAUCAGAGUGAAGUGAACAAAAUCCUAUUACGGGACUCACGUAAGUGAGAAAAACGUCGCGAAGUGACAUCUGCCGUGGAAUCUGGGUUAUUAUGAAAGUCAUAUCAGUGAAGUGAGAACGGAAAAAGCGACGAUUUGCGUGGAAUUAUUUCACGACCAUUUUGAACGGUGAAAUGAUUCCACGAAGAUGCCAUAAGUCUUAAAGUUGAUUGAUUUGUGAUCUUAUGGUAAAUAUUGGAUUUAUUCUCCAGUAACGAAACGAAUCAGAAUUUGAUCCGUGCCUUAAAGCGGUAAAAUUUUCAUUUUUUUGUCCGAUGAAGGAAAUUUUCGAUACUGAAAAAAACAUUUUUUUUUGAUGCCGAAUGUUUUAGAAAUGCAGAACACGUCAAAAUCUGGUGUUAACUAAAUAAACGAAAAAAACGACUUUCUGAGACUUAGAGAUUUUGGAGCUGGGAAACAAUCUCAUUUCACUUGUCCUAUUCUCAAUUUCACUUCACUGUCAAUCUCACUCCACGGAGGAGAUUUUUGUCACCUCACUCGAGGUGGAAUCGGGAAUAGGUCUAAAAAAGUGAAGUUAGCGUGAGAGUGAAAUAUAUUUCACCGUGAAGUGACUCCCGUAAUAAGCACCAAUAUAAAUAUUAUAUGACUUAAUAUCAUGCAUUUCCACGUUAAACAGGUAAAAGGCGAUAUCGCAAAGUAAAUAUGUACGAAUAUAUUGAAUAUUUCCAAAACCUGUGUUCUUGUUGAAAUGCCGAUGAAAUGAACCAAAAUAAUUUCUACCACUGUGCAAAAACGUGGAGAAUAUUUUCUAAAAUUUGCUAUUAAUAUAAACAAUCACAACUCUGUUUGAAAAAUUCACAGUAAAAAAAAUACAUUCGUUAAAAUACUCAUAAAUGGAGCUUUAAAAACCAUGUAAUAUUACGUGUGGCAUUAUAUUCACAUGCAAUGUAAAUAAAUCUUUUGUACAUAGCAUGCAUGCAUUUAUAUUCAAAGUUUUAAUUUUAUUUCACUUAACGUACAAAUUUACAUGGUUUCAAACGAUUACGUAUUGUACAUUAUUGACGGUGUGAAAUUGCACAUGUUUUUCACUCUAUGUGCUGCCGAGGUGAUGCGAUUAUCUAUCUGGUAGGGAAUCGCACUACAUCGAUAGCGGUCGCUUUUUGGCAGGUUUUGCAUUACAAAUGCUGUAAUCAACCUGACGGAAAAACCGCUAACAUAACUGUAGUUGAAAAAAAAAACUGGGGACACCAGUUUUGCGCUUUUCCCAAUCUUCCGAGUUGCUGAAACAGACAGAAGAGCGUUUGAUAAAAUGCGGGAGAGUUGAAGGUCUUUGUUCGGUUCUUGAUGAUUGGACAUGUCGUGAGACAUCUGAUAAAGAACAAAAAAAAAAAAACUGUAAUAUACUCUAUAUUUAUGAUUGCUGAAACUUUUUUUCAGUUUAACUCAGUGCAACUCCUAAAAUCACAAACUCUCCAGUCUGAGAAUGCUUCAAACUAUAAUGAUUCGAAUUUUAUGACUGAAAGUUGUGUGUAC